Molecule: messenger RNA, 330 nt
Organism: Vicia faba (fava bean)
Lineage: Eukaryota; Viridiplantae; Streptophyta; Magnoliopsida; Fabales; Fabaceae
Source: the annotation of a GenBank genome assembly
AUGUAUGGUAUAUCCAUAGGCAAAUUGCAGAGCAUACUCCCGCCUACAACAAAUAUACCCGAGGCAUAUAGACAUGGCUUUAAUGAAGAACAAGUAGUACUUAUACAGAACUUGGCACUGUUCUUUACUUUAUUUUAUGAGGGCAUGCUUACGGAAAUGGCCUAUCUGCAGGUCACCAAAAUACUUUUGUUUGUUUAUAUGUUUUACCAUGCUUACUUGCACUUUGACCAGUGCGAAGUUGGUGAAAAAAGAACUUUGGCAGCAAGAAUAGAAAGAUUCUCUAGACCAAAACUCCAAAGUUCAAGGGCAUUUGAAGAGGAAGGUGUAUGA